Messenger RNA from Quercus lobata, 1545 nucleotides. RefSeq names its product pentatricopeptide repeat-containing protein At4g31850, chloroplastic-like. Gene Ontology annotation, molecular function: protein binding. The record is from RefSeq and is a predicted model, not a curated record. NCBI's taxonomy places the organism in Eukaryota, Viridiplantae, Streptophyta, Magnoliopsida, Fagales, Fagaceae. The coding region runs from base 1 to 1422 and encodes 473 amino acids. The transcript is spliced from 2 exons.
AUGCCUCUCUGGGAUGUUCUAGAAAGAUUUAACUACAUGGAUUUGGUAGAAGUAGAUCUUGCCAACAACAUUUUCUUAUCAGCUUUUAGUCUAUUUGUUUAUGUACUUCAAUCUGGGUUUUGUAGGGAGGCUUUGGAGGUUUAUAGAAGAGCAGUCUCCGAAGGAAAUAAGCCUAGUUUGAAGACUUACUCGGCGCUUAUGGUGGCAUUGGGGAAGAGAAGGGAUAUUGAAACCAUAAUGGAUUUGUUAAAAGAGAUGGAAAGUUUGGGGUUGAGGCCAAAUAUAUACACAUUCACUAUAUGCAUUAGAGCACUUGGAAGGGCUGGGAAAUUUGAUGAAGUGUAUGCAAUUCUUAAGAGAAUGGAUGAUGAGGGAUGUGGACCUGAUGUUGUUACUUACACAAUUAUCCUAGAUGCUCUUUGUAAUGUGGGGAAACUUGAUAAUGCCAAGCAAUUAUUUGCAAAGAUGAAAGCUACCCGUCAUAAGCCCGACCGAGUAACCUACAUUACUUUGCUGAACAAGUUUAGUGACUCCGGAGACUUGGAAACGUUUAAAGAAAUUUGGAGUGAAAUGGAAGUGGAUGGUUAUGCUCCUGAUGUUGUUACUUUUACCAUAUUUGUUGAUGCCUUAUGCAAAGCUGGGAAUGUUGACAAAGCAUUUAGCAUAUUGGAUGUUAUGAAGAAGCAAGGGAUCUCACCAAAUCUUCAUACCUAUAAUACUUUGAUUUGUGGACUUUUAAGGGUAAGUAGGUUGGAUGAGGCAUUGAAGCUUUUCAGUGAUACGGGAUCUUUGGGAGUUGAACCUACUGCUUAUACAUAUAUACUUUUCAUUGACUACUAUGGAAAGUCAGGUGAUCCUACCAAAGCUUUUCAAACCUUUCAGGAAAUGAAAAUUCGAGGAAUUGUUCCUAAUGUUGUUGUUUGUAAUGCAUCUUUAUACAGCCUUGCUGAAAUGGGUAGGCUUGGAGAAGCAACAGAUAUAUUUAAUGGGCUUAAAAAUAGUGGGAUUGCUCCAAAUUCAGUAACUUAUAACAUGAUGAUGAAGUGCCACAGUAAGCUGGGCCAAGUAGAUGAAGCCAUUAAAUUACUCUCUGAGAUGAUGGAAAACGAAUGUGAACCAGAUGUUAUUGUAAUUAAUUCUUUGAUUGACACACUUUACAAGGCUAACCGGGUUGAGGAAGCAUGGCAAAUGUUUUGCAGAAUAAAGGACAUGAAGCUUGCUCCUACAGUUGUGACCUACAAUACAUUAUUAGAUGGGCUAGGGAAGAAGGGUGAAGUCCAAAAAGCCAUGGAGUUGUUUGAGAGCAUGACUAGGCAUGGGUGUCCUCCAAACACAAUAACUUUCAACAUACUCCUGGAUUGUCUUGGCAAGAAUGAAGAGGUUGAUUUGGCCUUGAAAAUGCAUUUUGAGAUGAAAAAUUGAAAAAUUGUAGUGAUGAGCGGUUAUUAUUGUGAUUAACAAUGUAGUUGGGAUUAAGACCGAAAGUAUAGAUGAAAACUGUGGAACACCCUUUGAUAAGAUCAAUAUAAUUGUCUUUAUUUCCAA